CAAAUGAUUUCAGCUAAACGUACAGAGGCGGCUAUUAGAGAGGAGACAAGACCAGAGCUGGAUCUGCUUGCCUGAUUUCAUGUCCUGGGGCCAGAACAGAGGGUGAUCUUCUCACGAAUGACUAGGUUCUGCAGCUUGCUUUCUAGCAGGGAGGAAAAAAGGGGCAGAGGAGAAUGGGACUGGGGAUCUUUUAUUGAGGUGACACUGAAACAUAUUGGCUAGUUGUAUUCAAGAGUUUCCAGGAAUUAUUGCCCUGCCUUAAACUAGACAUCUGUGCACAUAAAAAGUCAGGACUUAAAGACAUCUGAAUGCAAUGCCGGAUUGAUAGGAACAUCCAGUUAAUAGUAAGUAGGUAAGUUGUUAGCAUAGCUUUCUGAAGCCGGAGGAAAGAAGAGAGCUAUUAUCACUAAAUGAUAAAAAUCUAUUUCAUUUAGUUGACCCAAAAAAAAAUUAAAGUAGUAUUACCUGAGUUUAAUAAAUUGAUUUCUCAAAGAGAACAAGUAAAUGAGUCAGGAGUAUAUACAUAGGUUCUACAAGCUACUGAGCUAGUAGUAUAUACUUAGGUUCUACAAGUUACUGAGCCAGGAGUAUAUACAUAGGUUCUACAAGUUACUGAGCUAGUAGUAUAUACUUAGGUUCUACAAGCUACUGAGCUAGUAGUAUAUACUUAGGUUCUACAAGUUACUGAGCCAGGAGUAUAUACAUAGGUUCUACAAGUUACUGAGCCAGGAGUAUAUACAUAGGUUCUACAAGCUACUGAGCCAGGAGUAUAUACUUAGGUUCUACAAGUUACUGAGCCAGGAGUAUAUACAUAGGUUCUGCAAUCAGAGUGCUUGGCAGAUGUCUCUACUAUAUAGAAGGUGAGCUUGGAAGGUUAGGGCUAGGCUCCUUUAUAUCAGUAAAUAUGUCUCCUGUAUGGACUCUGCUCCCCAUAUUUCUCCUCUUUCUCUCAACCUCUGCUCUCCCUCGUAUCUCACGCCGCCAGACCUCUAACUGCCCCAGGCUCUGUGAGCUCUCUCGUUGCCCCCGUCCCCAGUCCCCCUGCCAGGCAGGAGAGGUAAGAGACUCCUGUGGGUGCUGUCCUGUGUGUGGGGCAGGUGAGGGAGAGUCCUGUGGACAGCGUGGGGGUUCCCCGUGUGGAGAGGGCCUGGAGUGUGUCCUGCCAGGUGUUGGAAGCACAACAGCAAGGAGAAGAGUAGGAGUGUGUGUCUGCCGUACCAGCGAGCCAGUGUGUGGCAGUGAUGGGAAGACCUACAGGAACCUGUGCCACCUGAAAGCAGAGAACAGACGGGCAAGGCUGCAAAAUUCCCCACCUGCCAUUCAUAUCCAGAAGGGGCCCUGUGACACGGGUUCAAGUUACCCUGACAGCCUGAGAUACAAGUUUAAUUUCAUAGCUGAUGUGGUGCAGAAGAUUGCCCCGGCUGUUGUGCAUCUGGAACUGUUUAGAAGGUCACCAUUCACUGGUCAGGAGAUGGCUGUGUCCAGCGGCUCCGGGUUUAUCGUGUCUGAAGAUGGACUCAUAGUGACAAAUGCGCAUGUCCUCACAAACAAGCAGAGGAUAAAAGUAGAAGUGAAAGACGGUGCUCAUUAUGAUGCUAAAGUGAAGGACAUUGAUCAAAAGUCGGAUAUAGCUCUGAUCAAGAUUGACCCAGAUGCUCCGCUCCCGGUUCUCAUGCUGGGAAGAUCAUCUGACCUCAGACCUGGAGAAUUUGUGGUUGCUCUUGGUAGCCCAUUCUCUCUACAGAAUACUGUGACAACUGGGAUCAUCAGCACCACCCAACGAGGCGGCAAGGAACUGGGGCUGAAAGAUUCUGACAUGGAUUACAUCCAGACAGAUGCCAUUAUUAAUUAUGGAAAUUCUGGAGGACCACUGGUAAAUCUAGAUGGUGAGGUCAUAGGUAUAAACACACUGAAAGUGACAGCAGGGAUAUCAUUUGCUAUUCCAUCUGAUCGAAUCCGGCAGUUCCUGGCUGAAUCACAUGACCGUCAACUUAAAGGAAAGUCCCUACCAAAGAAGAAAUACAUGGGGGUGAGAAUGCUGCAGCUGUCAUCAAGUCUUAUCCGUGAGCUUAAAAUGCGGGAUAAAGAUUUCCCUGAUGUUAACUCUGGAGUGUAUGUGUUCGAGGUCAUCCCCGGAACUGCGGCUGCAAGUGCUGGUAUGAAGGAUCAUGACGUCAUUAUCAGCAUUAAUGGAAAAAUGGUGACCACCACCGAGGAGGUGAGCGAAGCAGUGAAGAUCAGCGAAGCGCUAUCCAUUGUGGUGCGGCGAGGCAAUGAAGAUAUCAUCCUCAAUGUUGUGCCUGAGGAGAUGGGCUAGAACCAACCGCUGUAUUUUCUCAAGAUCAGCUCUUCCAGUCCUUCAUUAGGAUCUCUGUUCUCUCUGUGUCUUGUACACAGACGUUUACAUAUGGAACUCACCAGCUGGCUCAGAUUCUGAACUCCCAUUGGAUGGAAACUAAUCCCUUCACAGAAUACUCUAUUACCUUACAGCUUUUGUGGGAGGAUGAGUUUCCCAUUAACACAAAUAUACAUGAGAACAAAUAUACAGAGAACAGAUCUCAAAUGGAUAUUCAAAUGAUGACUUUGUCAAACUCAAUAUACAGUGACGAUGGGAAUUCCAACAACUCAACCCAUCAGGGGACCACAUAUGAAGUAUAUUACACAGUCUCAAAAAGAAAGCAAAAUGGUGACCAUAGCAAAUAUAUUAUAUAUAAAAGAACUUGUAGGAAUUUGUAAAGCUGGGAGAAACACUAUUAUUAUGACAGUAAUACAGUCACCUACUUCAAAAUGUUUAAUAGCAAUGUAUUGUAUAAGUAUAUUGACUGUGUAUAAUUGCUGUGACACAUUACCUGUUAGUAUACAGACAUAUAAUAGGGGUAGAUGUACUAAGCCAUGGAGAGAGAUAAAGUGGACAGAGAUAAAGUACCAGCCAAUCAGCUCCUAACUGCCAUGCUACAGGCUGUUUGAAAAAUGUCAGGAGUGAUUGGUUGUUAGUUUAUCUCUCUCCAUUUUGUAACUCUCCAAGGCUUUAGUACAUCUGCACCACAAUCUUAUAUUAUUCUUGACAAUUUUUAGCAGAAUAGGAUUCUGGGAAUUGGCUGGAUACUAAGGAAAACACAAACCAGACGCACAGUAAGUUAUACAAACACUCAAACAGGUGUGCCUCAGUGUAGUAAGCUGACACGCCUUUAACAAUUAGCCAUUGAUAAAAAUUAUGCAGAAACAGAAACACCAUCAGGCAAUAUAGCCUGCCCAUGCGUAAGGUAUAGAACAGCAAUCUCAGGGCUGGGAGAAGAUGAGAUUUAUAUCUGUCCCAUCAUUUCAAAUCACAAAAAGAAGUAAUAAUAAAGCCUAUUAUAUGGAACUUCAGACACAAAAUAGCACUUAAAACACAGUGGAUGUUAUUAAAUAGUUUGGUAGUGUGUAUAUAAUAAUUACAAUCCGCACAUAAAACCCCAACAUUGGAAAAUUGUGGAGGAAAAGAGUAUGGAGACAUUUGGUAGGAGAUGGACAGUUGGUCGAUAGAGAGAUAACCUCUACUUAUCUGGACUAGUAACAUAAAAUCGAUUCCACCAUAUACUACGGCCCAGAUUUAUCAAGCCUUGGAGAGUGAUAAAUUGCCCGGUGAUAAAGUACCAACCAAUCAGCUCCUAUCUGCCAUGUUACAGUCUGUGUUUGAAAAAUUACAAUUAGAAGCUGAUUGGUUGGUACUUUAUCACGUUCAAUUUAUCACUCUCCAAGGCUUGAUAAAUCUGGGCCUAUUAUAUAUCUUACAAAACAAAUCGCAUUGUGCCCUGUAUCACACGGACCUGUAUAGAAGAAUAGUUUUCAGUAUACCUGCUGAAUGCAGCAUUCACAAACCCAGAACCCAGAAAUAGCACAUAUCAGGGUCUAUUCAUGAAGCAGUGAAACGUGUGGUGAAGUGUGUCAAUGGAGAAGUUGCCCAUGGCAACCAAUCAGCAUUGAAGUAACAUUUAUAAUUUGCAUACUUUAAAUUAUACAGAGCAGCUGAUUGGUUGCCAUGGGCAACUUCUCCACUGGCUUACUUCUCCACACUUAUCACUGCUUCAUAAAUAGACCCCAUAGUGAACUUUGCAUGUAAGGUAUUGUUUUAUCUAUAGCAGGGGUGGGCAAUUAUUUCAGCUGAGGGGCCACUUGACAUUUCCUGUCAGUAUCCGAGGGCCACAUACAAAAUAGCAGCUCCCCCCACUUGCCAAAAAUAUAGGGACAUGGCUUCAUGUGGAAGGGGUGUGGGCCAAAAAAUAAUACAGAUUCAUAUUAUGCUGCACAAUAGUCUCCAUUAUUCAAAUUGCGCCACACAGCGCCACCUACACACAUUAUACCAGGUAGAGCCCCUUUUACACACAUUACGGCAGGUAGAGCCCCCUUUUACACACUAACAUUUUAUUUCGGAUAAUUAUUGUGCAGCAAGCAAAUUAUCCAGUGUCUUAUGGCCCCUGGGGAAAGGUGUGACACGGUGACAGAACACGGGGGGUGUGACACAGUGACAGAAUACGGUGGGGGUGACACGGUGACAGAACACGGGGGGUGUGACACUGUGACAGAACA
Molecule: messenger RNA, 4569 nt
Organism: Pseudophryne corroboree (corroboree frog)
Lineage: Eukaryota; Metazoa; Chordata; Amphibia; Anura; Myobatrachidae
Gene: HTRA4
Product: HtrA serine peptidase 4
Exons: 9
Coding region: 905-2317 (470 amino acids)
Biological process (GO): proteolysis; positive regulation of apoptotic process; programmed cell death
Cellular component (GO): extracellular region
Molecular function (GO): protein binding; serine-type endopeptidase activity
Source: RefSeq, a predicted model, not a curated record